AUGGUAUCUACAACCGAAGCAUUGAUCAGCAAGUACCAGGAACUGUUCAGGAAAACCACAGAGCACCCGCUAACGAAGGAGCUAUGCCAAGGAACCCUUCCUGACAGAACCCUUUACAUAUACUUGGCGCAGGACCUGCUGUUUUUCCAGUCGGGCAUGAGAGGCAUGUGCAAUACUGCCUCGAUGGCCCCGGAUACCGAAAGUCUGAUCACACUGGCCAAGCAGAUCGGGUUCUUCGCCAACGCCGAGAACACCUACUUCCACGACUGUCUGAAACUACUGGAACCCGCUGUCACUGAGCAGGAGCGCAAGUUCUACCUGAGCGACUACUUACCAGAAGUCAAGGUCUACAUGGAUCUGCUCCAAGAAAAGAGGGCCAGGCGCGAUCUCUACAGGUACCCGCAGCUGAUCACCGCGAUGUGGAUCGCAGAGCUCGUCUACUGGAAAUGGGCCCACGAUCUGCCAAGAAAGCCCAACCUGCACUGGAAACACCAGAAAUGGAUCGACCUACACGACGGCGAGCGGUUCGAGACCUGGCUCGAGUUCCUACGGAAGGAGACAGACAAGCUCAAGAUCGAGGAAGUCGAAGAUAUGUUUAAAAAGACGCUGCAACUAGAGUACGACUUCUUUCAAAGUUGCUAUACAGCCUAA
Molecule: messenger RNA, 651 nt
Organism: Torulaspora globosa
Lineage: Eukaryota; Fungi; Ascomycota; Saccharomycetes; Saccharomycetales; Saccharomycetaceae
Product: TenA family protein
Exons: 1
Coding region: 1-651 (216 amino acids)
Cellular component (GO): cytosol
Source: RefSeq, a predicted model, not a curated record